AUGGCUUUAGGGUCUUACCUCAGUGUGACCUUACUUCUGUCAGUGCUUGCAGCUGCAAAAUGUGACAUUCCUGCUGGAGCUCUUCAUAUGGAGUGUCAUGACCGCUACUUUAUGAUGACUGUUGAGCUCUCCUUUACUGGGAAUGACCCUCAAUUUGAGGCUGUUGACAGAACAGGCGUGUACCCCAUCACUGAGCAGUAUGCAGCUCAGUGUGGCUACACUGUCAGUGUUUUCCCUCAUCCGGUUCAUGUGGAGCUCCGAGCCUCUUACUUCAGCUGUCACACUGACAACAAAGAUGAUGAAGCGUUCACGUUCAACUUCAACCUGGUAGCAACUCAUGAUGGACAGAAGGAAACUUAUGCUUUGAACAAGACCUGCUCUCCCUCUCUCCCCUGGUCUCCAAAAGAGGUUACCUGUGAGGUCAACUACAUGGAGGUAUCUGUGAAGAGUGAUGUCACCUGUCCAUCUGGGACAAAGGAUGAAAGGAAUGCACUCAAACCUGCACAUAGCUCCACCACGUCAGAUUGGCAGGUGAUGUUCCAGAUAGAAGGUGAGCAGUUGCUGCCAAGGAACCUCUCUGAAGCUCGCAAGCAGGGCUAUGUGUUCGACCUGACGGAUGGAAGGCUUGUGUUUCGUGCACCGUAUGGACAACCUGACUCAUACAGCACUAUGAUGAAUGGUGUGCCAGUAGAGGUGGUCUAUGCAACCCUGUUCUCCAGACAAAGCUGGGUUGUCCUCAUGGUUGACCUUAUGGCUGCUUGCUCCAUGGACAAAGGGUUGUAUGAUGACAGCGGCUACAUGGUUUGGGGCAUUCCUGAGUCACCGUGUCCCAGUUUUUACAACACAAAUGUCAGUAUUGGACUGAACAGUGAACUUCUGGAGCAGUCUGCUGCAGAGGGGAGAGGCUACAUUAUGGAGACACACAACAGCACCAUCCAUAUCAGCAUCCCCUAUAAUGCUGAAGGAGGAUACAGGAAGAGCUUUGUGACUGGUGACCUCCAUGAGUUCUAUAUGUUUAAUCUCUACUUGGAACAAAUCUUUGUGGAUGACGAUAAUGUGGAGGCCAGACUCCGCUUUCACAGGACACUGGCCACACCCCUGCUGCCUCGCCCCGUUUUUACUGAAAACAAAACGGUAGUUGAGGAAAGUACGUUCACGGUCUACCUCGGAGAUGUCCCUGACGAUGUCGAGCUGGUUGCUGUUCAGCUCAACGGACAUGACUUUGCACUGCCCUUUACAAAUACAAGCACCUACACCAUCUCAAAAGUGGUUCAACCAAACAACACCCACAGCUACACUCUGAAGGUGCCUUUUGACGAUCCUGUCGUCAUACAGCAGUUCUCCAAAGAAGACGCAGCUAUGCAGCAUCAGUUGAAUAUCAACUACACACUGACUGUUCAGCCUGAAAAUGAUCCUUAUUACCACUUCACAUCAGUCACUGCAUUAACAGACAUCUCUCCUCCAACCUUCGACACGGUCUGUUCUGAGUCUGGGAUCAGCUUUAGACUGGACCACCGACCUUCUGACUACUUGUGGGACAUCAGCAUCGGCUCGGACCUUUUGACACCAGAACUGGCAGAGCAGCGUGGCUACAUCAUGACCAAUGAUAGCCAGAGUCUGCUGCUUGAAGUACCGCUCUUCACUGAAGGCUAUGAGUACAAGGACUUCACUCUGAAGGGAUUCUUUGGCACUUUUGAGAUCCUUGUGCGGGAUCAUGAAACAUCCGAGGUCCAGAGUUCUGCUGCCAAGACUUGUCCGUUCAUGACUACUGAACUCAUUGUGUGUUCCCCUGACGGGAGGAUGACUGUGGUGGCUGACUUGUCUCUGGCCGUCCCAAGUGGAGGGAUCCCUGCUAGAGUCAACCUCAUAGACAAAUACUGUGGACCCAAAGAGGCCGACAGCACCAGAGCACUCUUCUCUUUUCCAGUCAACACUUGUGGAUCCAGAGUCAUGCUCAGCAAAGAGUACGUAACAUACCAGAAUGAGAUUUUCCUCAGCAAGAAGUUCCGUGCUGGGAAAAACAUGAAAAAUAUUAAUUCCUCUUGUUACAGGGUGACUAUGAAGUGUACAUAUCCUCUGGCUGGGCUCCAUCGCCUCUUCUCAGUGUACAGGUUUGAGUCUGACACUGCCGGUGUUGGCCGCAUUCUGCGUUUUGCUAGUGACGGUCUGCAAAGUCCCACCAUGGAGCCCACCACAGGGCUUCAAACUCCAGUGUCCACUACCAGACGCACCAGAAGACCUGUUUCUAUACGACCUCUUCCAUACUUCCAAAUACCCAGCUUUCUAAAGAAUGUCCUGAAGAUAGGCUCAGGAAAACUUGAAGUGCAACUCUUCCUCAAUCUGGUCAUAUCCUGCAUUGAUGGUCUGUCACCUGUCAGCAAGAGCAGUCCAUAA
Messenger RNA from Scomber scombrus (Atlantic mackerel), 2394 nucleotides. RefSeq lists its product as uncharacterized. NCBI's taxonomy places the organism in Eukaryota, Metazoa, Chordata, Actinopteri, Scombriformes, Scombridae. The record is from RefSeq and is a predicted model, not a curated record. The transcript has 19 exons. The coding region runs from base 1 to 2394 and encodes 797 amino acids.